GCAAGUGAAGUAUUAUCAUUAUACACAACAAAACUUCCCGAACGUUUUCAACCUCUCAUGCUCUUAUGGAGCAAUAAACCUCAGCUCUAUAAUCUGUCAAAAAUUCCCAAACUUUUUCCCCUUAACUCGCAAUUUCAACACUUCUUCUCUUCUAAUCAUUUCCAAUAAUUUUGUUUGCAAUGUCAUUACUUCCUUUCACUCCAUUUCAUAACACUUCUUUCAUCAUUUCUCUUCACUGUAAGCUCAAUUUAGCGCCAAAAUUCAAAAUUGAUGCUUCAGUACCUCAAAUUCUGGGUUUUACAAAUUUCCCACAUCCUAAAAACCAAAUUUUCUUGAGAAAUCAACAUGAUAAUGGUUUUCGCAAUUCCAAUCAUCAAGUUGGGGAAGAUGAAUUUGUUGAAUGUUUCUCUCUUUUGAACCAAGUUAACACGAACUACAGUAAAUCUUACGAUUGUAAACAAAUUCAUGGGCGAAUUGUUAAAGUGGGUGCUUUAAAGGUUGAUGCUUUUAUAGGAAAUAUGCUAGUGGUUGCGUAUGCAAAGAGUCUUUAUUUGUUGAAUGAUGCACAAAAGCUGUUUGAUGAAAUUCCUAAGAGAACAGUAUCCUCACAUGCUGCUUUGAUCAACUCGUAUUGUCGAGCCGAGAAGUGGGUUGAUCUUUUUUCAGUUUUUGAGAUGAUGGUAAAUAAUGGAAUGUUGCCUGAUAGAUAUCUUUUACCAACUAUUUUAAAAGCUUGUUCUGUGAUGAAAGAUGGAAGAAUUGGUAGAAUGGUUCAUGGGUAUGCUAUGAGGAGGGGGCUUGAUGAGGAUGUGUUUGUUGGGAAUGCUCUUAUUGAUAUGUAUACAAAUUGUGGGGUAUUGAGAUUGUCAAACAGUGUUUUCGACAUGAUGAUGGUUAGGGAUGUGGUUUCUUGGACUGCCCUUAUUGUAGCUUAUAUGGUUAAUGGUCUUGUUGGAGAGGCGAUGGACACGUUUUGCAGGAUGGAGUUGGAAGGUGUGGAAGCCGAUUUGAUUUCGUGGAAUGCGCUUCUCUCUGGCCUUGCCAUGAAUGGAGAAAUUGAAUUGGCUCUGGAAAUUCUAGAAGAGAUGCAAAGGAAAGGGGUGAGGCCACUAGAGAACACUUGGAAUGGAAUAAUCUCAGGCUUUAAUCAGAACGAAUUUUAUAGAGAUGCUUUAGAUGCAUUUUUUAAGAUGAUUUGGACUUUCUUAACACCUAAUGUCUUGACAAUUGUCAGCAUUCUACCAGCUUGUGCGGGCAUGAAGGAUCUAGAUUUAGGAAAAGCUAUUCAUGGACAUGCUAUUAAACUUGGCCUUCAUGGGGAUCCUCAUGUUGAUGGAUCAUUAAUUGGUAUGUAUUGGAAAUGCGGAAGGAUUGAUGAUGCCGAAAAUAUUUUCAUCAGGAUAAAGCACAAAAGCACUUUUAUAUGCAAUGAGAUGGUCGCAGCUUACAUGAGUGAGGGAAAUGUGGUAUCAGCUCUUACACUUUUUGAAUCCAUGAAAGACUCUGGUCCAACACCUGAUGUUAUUACUUAUAACACAAUGCUUGCUGCCUGUUUUAGAGAUGGCAGAACUGAGGAAGUAUAUCAAUUGCUGUAUGAAAUGUCUGAGAUGGGUCUGCUACCAAAUGUUGUCACGUUCAACAUUUUAAUAUCUGGUUAUCAGCAAUCUGGCCUUAGUCAUGAAGCUCUGAAUUUUUUUCAGGCCAUGCAAUCGCCUCAUUGUGGUAACUUUCUUUCACAAAUAUUACGGUAUUCAAUUCAACCAAAUCCUGUCGCUGUUACUGGUGCUCUUGCAGCUUGCGCUGAUUUAGGUUCAUCACGCCAUGGGAAGGAACUUCAUGCUUAUAUAAUCAGGAAAGGGUUUGACUCUAAUAUAUUUGUUUCAAGUGCACUGGUUGAUAUGUAUGCAAAAUGCAGUGAUAUAAACUCAGCAAUAGAAGUUUUCUGGAGAGCAAGAAACAGGAAUACAGUUACUUGGAACACAUUGAUGGCAGGUUACAUCAACAGAAGGCAGGAACAUGAGGCACUCAAUCUCUUUGAUAGAAUGCUGAAAGAAGGAAUUGAACCAAGCCCUGUUACUUUUAUGAUACUCUUUCCUGCCUGUGAAGAAUUAGGAGCUGUUAGAUUAGGAAGAGAGAUGUAUGGAUACCUUCUGAAGAAUCAGUUUGAUGACUGCGAUAAUCACCUUCCAAGUCCUUUGAUAGACAUGUAUGCUAAAUGUGGCACCAUAUGGGAGGCUGAAAGGGUAUUUGAUCCCAAACUACAAUUUGAGAAUAAAUUUAAAGGCAAUUUUUUAAUGAAAUGCAUUCAAUAUACUUCUUUUGUACCUAUUUGUGGACACUUUUAGAACCUGUAGAAGAAAUAUUGGAGCUGCUCAAAAGGUGGUAUUACAUGUAACAGAACAUAACAUCAAUGAUGAACAUUUUUUUUAUAUCUCUAACAUUUGGCGUCUUUUUGUAGUAUGAGAUAUAAUGAUGUGAAUGGUUUCACAAAGCAUUUAUGUUCAGAGAUGCCCAUAACAACAAGACAUUGAUGAAGGAAAAUCAGACAAGGCUGUACCGGUAUUGAAAUUGAGAUAAGAAAGAAGGAUGCAUGUGAUAUUAAUGGCUACUGGAGGGAAGGAAAGAAGAGGAUUGAAAAAACAAUACUACAACCACAAUAUCUCUGAAAACCUCCAUCAAAGCGAAUUCUCAUUGCUUCCUUUGGUAAUUCUCUUUAAGCUCCAAAAUCAUAAGGACGCUGCUUGCUCCGGUAAUUCUCUUUGAAUGUAACAAAAGCCAGGGAGUGGUGAGUCAAAUUGGAAGAACUUUUGUAACUGCAAUCUUGAUUCUGCUUGGCUCACAGCCAAAAGUCAUUUUUCCUUGGAGGCUAAAUCUUUGAGGGAGACAUGGAGUGCUUAAGCAUGUUGGCAAAAAAAUCAGGCGAUCUUGUUUAGCAUGGAUCUUAGUAUUAUGAUGUUACCUUUCUCAGGCAUUUGAGGUAACCCGAAGGCCUACCGGAGACUAGAGAAUCCCAUAAUCUGCCCUUUUGGGACUUCGAAUCAAUGAUUUCGGGCAACUUCUGUGCUUCUUCUGUCAAACUGGGUUCGAUAUUCAAGCAGCUCUUUGUUAAGAUCCAGUUGAUGCCAUCCUAUGCAUUACAGAUGCAUUAUCAUUUAUCAAAUCGUCCUCCAAUUGGCAGCAUGUACAACAAAUAGUCCCAAUUAUCAUCUUUAAUCUAUUACUUCUAUUUGAGUGCAGUAAUUUCAUUCUUUUCUCCUAUUCUUUUAAUGUAUCUAAAUUCAUCUAACUAUUACUCUUUGACAUUUUAAGUGUAAUCAUAGUUAUAGUACGAAUGAAGUAUAUAUAUGAUAAUUUUGCCAAAUGCAUCCA
Messenger RNA from Beta vulgaris subsp. vulgaris (sugar beet), 3369 nucleotides. RefSeq names its product pentatricopeptide repeat-containing protein At1g19720. Gene Ontology annotation, molecular function: RNA binding; protein binding. The transcript has 3 exons. The record is from RefSeq and is a predicted model, not a curated record. NCBI's taxonomy places the organism in Eukaryota, Viridiplantae, Streptophyta, Magnoliopsida, Caryophyllales, Amaranthaceae. Gene Ontology annotation, biological process: RNA modification. The coding region runs from base 180 to 2345 and encodes 721 amino acids.